Messenger RNA from Aspergillus chevalieri, 951 nucleotides. RefSeq lists its product as uncharacterized. Bases 1 to 951 code for a protein of 316 amino acids. NCBI's taxonomy places the organism in Eukaryota, Fungi, Ascomycota, Eurotiomycetes, Eurotiales, Aspergillaceae. The transcript has 2 exons. The record is from RefSeq and is a predicted model, not a curated record. Gene Ontology annotation, cellular component: mitochondrion.
AUGGAACAGGAUCUGGAUAUCAAGCAACCAUUGCCAUUUGGCUUUAAGCGGAAUCGCCUGGCCGAAUUGCUGGCGGCCGACACGCUUGUUGCUGCUGGUUCAGCAACAUUGAUCACUCCAGCAGUGAUGAUUUUCGACAGACUGGUCGUGGAGAAGUCAUCAUACAAUCAACCUCUCCUACCUGCAUUUCGCAGACACCUGUGGUAUUCCAUUACUCAACCCGCUACGUUCCUAACAUCACGCCCGAGCCUGCUGGUCUGGUCUCUGUAUGCCGCGACAUUUGCAACAGCCAAUGUGUCAGAAACGAUUUUCAGUCAAGUCUUUCCCCAGAUUGACCACGCGAUAGCUGGGACAACGACCUUCGUCUCGACAUUCUUAGUUAACUCCUCCGUCGGCAUCUGGAAGGACGUCAAAUUCGCCGAGCUGUUCGGCCACAACAACAGCAACAACACUACAGCCACCACUACCGCCAAAGCAGCUACAAAUGCGUCUUCUUCUACAGCCAACCAAGCCAAAAGCGUGCCUGGCGGUGCACCGGCCAGCAAGAUUGUGCGGUCCGUCAGCCGCUCUAUUCCCAUGGCCACCUAUUCAGCCUUCCUUCUCCGCGACGGUCUAACAAUUUUCGGAUCCUUCAGCUUGCCCGCAAUGGCCUCAGCAUGGAUUCCGGAUUCCAUCGCCUCGAGGGAAUAUCUAAAGAUUCUUAUCGCGCAGUUGGGUAUCCCCGCAUCGAUCCAACUGAUCAGCACCCCCAUCCAUCUCUUCGGGCUGGAUCUGUAUAACCGUCAAUCACCACUCCCCCUGAAGGACCGAUUGAACCGCGUUAGCAGAGAUUGGAUCGGUGCAUCGUUGAUUCGCAUGUGUCGAAUCAUUCCAGCCUUUGGACUUGGAGGUUUCGUCAAUGCCGAGGGCCGGGCGUUCUUGCAGCAACAGCUCGAUCGGAACGCUGAAUGA